CCUGCCCAGUGGCGUAACUGCCAUACAACAAAGCAUGCAUGUGGGGGAGAGGGGGGCCCAGGCCGUGGGAUCGUACUCAUCCUCAUCAGUGCUAUAAAGUUCACCCCCUGAUGCAAACAAUCAGGAAAAGAAAUGAAGAAAAAUUCCUGUGUGAAUCUCGAUCAUCUUCUAGAGAAUUAUUCUCAGAUAGAAAAGAAAUUUGCUGAAAUCAAUGGAAAGAAUAUCCUUCUUGAAGUACAAAUUGAGAAAUCAAACAGAAUGUGGAAACUCAGCUGUGCUAAAGAAGCAGCCUAUAAAGAAGAUUGUGAGGCAUUACAGAAUGUCAUUAAAGGGCUACAGGAAACAGUUGAAAAACAGUGCAACAUCAGAGAUGAAAAUUUCAGUCUGAAGAAAAGCAUGAAAAUUUUAGAAGAAAAACUACAGGCGGCUGAUGAGGAUCAUAAGAAUAAAGUUGAUGUUUUAAAAACUGAAUUUGAAAGCAAGGAGGAAGGAUGCAAAGCACAGAUCCAGAAGAUCCACUCUGAAGUGUCUGCAAAAUUAAAGCUAAAAGAAGACGAAAACAUGAACUUACUCCGGAAAAAAGACACGGAGAUCGCAGAGUUAAAACAACAGCUUCAGAAUAAGGAAAAGGAGAUGCAGAAGGAGCUGAUAAAGCAGCAAAUAGAGUUCGCUGCCAAAUUGGCAAAAAUCGAAGAUAAAAAUUCCCGUUUCCAUCCAGAUACUAGUACAUUAUCGAAGAAUAUCUACAGAACGAAACUUCAGCAUUUGCAGGAGGAGAAAAACAAAGUAAUUGAAUCCCUGCGGAGCAAAAUCAAGGACUUGGAGCAACAAACCAGCAGUGGAAGUGAUUCUCGCUUGAAGCGACGUCGGGUUUAAAGUCAAAAACAACAUAGCAAGCUAAUGUGCUUCUCUGUUUAACAAUAUUAAGGCUGCAUUUUCUUCCUUAAAAUACAUAUUAUAGGUCUGUUUAAAGGUUUACAUGACUAGUUACUUUUAUUAAGCUGUACAUUUUGGUUUUGACAUAACUCCCAGCAUUCCCAAUCAGAACAUUUUAGGGCCUGUCAAUGAUUUAGCCCAGCCAUACCCAGUUUCAUCAAACUAUACUACUGAUUCACCCCAACUCCCUCCAAAUUCUACUAAGCACUGCCCACUUUCAGGUCUGCAGGUGCUGUCAUGUUGGAAUAAACAAUUGGCAGGUAGUUUCUAAUUGUGUGGCUUAUCAAUGAUAAUAUUUUUUAGUUGCUAUUCAGCUAAUCCUGGCAUUUAAACUAUUUCCAAUCUCAUGGGCCCUCAAAUUCAGCUAGUGAUCUGCAAAAGAGAUUUCACAACAAAUGGGAGAGGCUCUGACUACAAACAUUAAAUAUAAUAAAUAAAACCUAUUGGCAUGUUUAUUAAAAGGUUGAAAGAUCACUUUGUAUUAGUCUAGUCAAAAGGCAACUGGUUAAAAACCCCCAGUAAGAAUGCAAAGUUGCAAUCUUAUUCUUGUCAAGAAACCCAUUAACAACCAUUUACAGUUACUUCUGAUCUUAAGGGACUUCUUUUUUGCAAAUCUGCCCAACUGUGCCUUUCCCUAGUUUAGAAGAAUUAACGUUAUAGGGGUUAUUUAUCAAUUCCCUGGAUGCAACAACUAAGUACUAAUGGGAACAAAUUUGUGCCACUUGCUGCUCAAUACAGUGUCCAGGGUUUUCAGUGCAGCCUGCACUUUGCACCUUAUGCUGAAUCCAGAAGGCAGUAAGCAAAGGUCCAACGGCGUAUGGUGCUUUUUGGCACACAAAUGUACAGAAAUGAGAUUAGCCACAUUAAUGCAAAGACAAGCAGAUGACUAGUUUGUGUAGAAUUUUAUUGUUUAUAGAAAUACACUCUCACUUGGCUUCCCAUACUGCAUUAAUGCUACUUAGCAAUGCCAUAUAGGUUUAUUCAGGUUAUGUAGGAGUUUGUUUCCCUAGAAACCGUCAUUGAUUAUAGCAUUUACUAACAAUGCAGCCCAUCACCAAAGAACUUCCAAACCCUUCUCUAAAAGCACUACAAAAAGUUCAUACAUACAAAGAAUAAGACAGUAAUAU
Xenopus tropicalis (tropical clawed frog) is the source of this 2063-nucleotide messenger RNA. It is a transcript of the gene ccdc152, whose product is annotated as coiled-coil domain containing 152. Bases 133 to 876 code for a protein of 247 amino acids. The transcript has 9 exons. The record is from RefSeq and is a predicted model, not a curated record. NCBI's taxonomy places the organism in Eukaryota, Metazoa, Chordata, Amphibia, Anura, Pipidae.